AUGGCUGUGAUGGAGCCAGCUCAGAUGCCGGUGACUUUCGAGGAGGUGGCUGUGUAUUUCACCCAGGGGCAGGGGGCUCUGCUGGACCCCGUUCAGAGAUCCCUCUACAGGGACGUCAUGCAGGAGAACUACGAGAUGGUGACCUCGCUGGGAUUCCCCCUUCUCAAACCUGACCUGAUCAGCCGGCUGGAACGAGGGGAAGAGCCGUGGGUGCCCGAUCUCCAGUCCUGUGAGGGAAGAGAGAUCCCGAGAGGCUCCCACACAGAUGGGCCCUUCUUCCAGGAGACAGGGAAGGAAAAUGGCUGUGAUGGAGCCAGCUCAGCGGGAUUGGGGCUGGGGCAGCAGGUGCUGAGUGGGGGACUCUUGUUGUCUCAGGUGCCGGUGACCUUCGAGGAGGUGGCUGUGUAUUUCACCGAGAGGCAGGGGGCUCUGCUGGACCCCGCUCAGAGAGCCCUCUACAGGGAUGUCAUGCAGGAGAACUACGAGACGGUGAUCUCGCUGGGAUUCCCCCUUCCCAAACCAGACCUGAUCACCCGGCUGGAACGAGGGGAAGAGCCGUGGGUGCCUGAUCUCCAGGCCUGUGAAGAAAGAGAGAUCCCAAGAGGCUCCCACACAGCAGAUGAUGAGAGCAGAAAGCACACAGGAGAGAGACCUCAUAAGUGCUUAGACUGUGGAAAAAGUUUCAUAGAGAGUUCAGGCCUUGCUAAACAUCAGGCCAUCCACACAGGAGAGAAAUCCCAUAAGUGCUUAGACUGUGGAAAAAGUUUCACACAAAGAUCAAAUCUUAUGGCACACCGGAAAAUACAUACUGGAGACAGACCCCAUAAGUGUUUAGACUGUGGAAAAAGUUUCAUACAGAGGUCAGCCCUUGUCAAACAUCAGGCAAUCCACACUGGAGAGAGACCCCACAAGUGCUUAGACUGUGGAAAAAGUUUCAGACACAGGUCAACCCUUCUUAAACAUCAGGCCAUCCACACAGGAGAGAAAUCCCAUAAGUGUUUGGACUGUGGGAAAAGUUUCACACAAAGAGCAAAUCUUAUGGCACACCGGAAAAUACAUACUGGAGACAGACCCCAUAAGUGUUUAGACUGUGGAAAAAGUUUCAUACAGAGGUCAAACCUUCGUAAACAUCAGGCAAUCCACAGUGGAGAAAGACCUCAUAAGUGCUUAGACUGUGGGAAAAGUUUCAUACGGAGAUCAACCCUUCUUAUUCAUCAGGCAGUCCAUACCGGAGAGAGACUCCAUACGUGCUUAAUCUGUGGGAAAAGUUUCAUACGGAAGUCAGACCUUGUUAAACAUCAGGCAAUCCACACCGGAGAGAGACCCCAUAAGUGCUUAGACUGUGAAAAAAGUUUUAUACGGAGAUCAAACCUUCUUAUACAUCAGGCAAUCCACACAGGAGAGAGACCCCAUAAGUGUUUGGACUGUGCGAAAAGUUUCGUACGGAGGUCCGACCUUCUUUCACAUCAGAGAAUCCACACAGGAGAGAGACCCCAUAAGUGCUUGAUCUGUGGGAAAAGUUUCAUACAGAGCACAGGCAACCAUGCAGAGUCCAUCAUCACAGGAGAUCACGCAGUCCCCGAUUCGCAGGUGAGCUCCAGCGUGGUCUGA
Molecule: messenger RNA, 1611 nt
Organism: Emys orbicularis (European pond turtle)
Lineage: Eukaryota; Metazoa; Chordata; Testudines; Emydidae
Product: zinc finger protein 586-like
Exons: 10
Coding region: 1-1611 (536 amino acids)
Biological process (GO): regulation of DNA-templated transcription
Source: RefSeq, a predicted model, not a curated record